CUAAAAUCAUUUCUCUUCCCUUUAUUGAAUAUAUUGAAAUGUCAAUAAUUUUGUGCUCAGCAGUCAUCAACCAAAUGAACAGCUACUCCAGUUGUUGCAUCUCAGAAUAAGUGGUAUUCUGCGAUCAAAUAAGAAUUUCAAAUUAACCGCUUAUAAUGGAAAGUGAAAUAUCAGUGGGUGGAAAGGGCGGAAAUUUAGAUGUUGUUUUGGAGAUUCACUCUCCCAAACCAGAAGCUGAAAAUUCCAAAGACAAUGGCGAUUCCGAAUCCGAUAUUCAGAUGAAAAUGAACUUAUUCAACACCGCCGCCGCAGCUCCGGCUCCAGCUCCAGCGGCGGCUCAGCUGGUCAUCCCAGCUCCAUCUCCAGACUCGAAGGCGGACAUGCGCCGAAGACCGGUCACACAAUCGGCUUACUCGAAGCCGAAAUCACGAAUCGCCGAGCCGCCGUUCCCGAGCAGCUUGAAGCCAGCCGCCGCCAAUUCCUCUCCUUCGCCAAAGCCCACUCCAAAAACAUCCGCCCCCAUCACGCCGCGGACGCCCCUUAUGGCCUCGAUGGACGACGAUGAUGAUGACAUUGACAACAACGAUGACGACGUGUACAACACGGACAUCCUCAAGCCCCAGGCCGCAAAGCGGAGCAGGAAGUGGAGGGCCAUGCUCAUUCUAGAAUGGAUUGCAUUUGUGAGCAUCACAACUCUGUUAAUCCUGAGCAAAACGAUAAGUAAGCUCGACAACGAGGUCCAGAUAUGGAGCUUGCAGCUCUGGAAGUGGUGCGUCCUUGUGCUGGUGAUAUUCUGCGGCCAUCUCUUCACCGAGUGGGCGACCAACCUCCUCGUCUUCCUUAUCGAGCGGAACUUCCUCCUCAAGAAGAAGGUGCUCUACUUCCUCUUCGCCCUCAAGAAGAGCGUGCGCAUUGUCGUCUGGCUCGCCCUCAUCCUCGUGGCGUGGGUGCUUCUCAUCAACCGGGGGGUCAGGCGGACCAGAAGGGAAUCCGACAUCUUGAACAAGAUCACCAGAGGGAUUGUGUCCACUCUUGUGGGCGCAGUCAUGUGGAUGGUUAAGACAACGUUGGUUAAGAUAGUCGCUUCCAAUUUUCAUGUCAAGACCUACUUUGAUAGGAUUCAGGAGUCGAUUUUUCAUCAGUACAUACUUCAGGCGCUGUCGGGGAAUCCCGUCUGGGAUGGCGUGAGUGAGAGUUACAGGAGCAGCGGGCGGUUGAGUUUCAGGAAGGGGGUGCAGCAGAAAGGGGAGCAAGUGAUUAAUGUGGAUAAACUGUACAAGAUUAACAGGGAGAAGGUGUCUGCUUGGACUAUGGGAGGGCUGAUGAAUGUGAUAAGGAAUUCCGACUCGCUUACCAUGUCAGAGAUUCUCGAUGAGAGUGUCGAGGAAGGGGGAGGAGGCACGGUGAUGAUCACGACCGAGGUUGAGGCCAGGGCGGCUGCUAAUGCCAUAUUCAAGAGAGUGGCCAAGCAUGGACACAAAUUCAUUGAAGAAGACGACAUCCUUCGUUACAUGCCUAAGGAAGAAGUUGAUAACGUUUUCCCACUGUUCGAAGGGGCUGCAGAAUCAAGAAGGAUCAAGAAAUCGGCCUUUAGAAAUUGGGUGGUGAAGGCUCAUAAUGAGAGAAAAUGCCUAGCCGUGUCUCUGAAAGACUCGAAAACAGCAAUAGAGGAGCUAAACAAGAUCGCUUCAUGCUUUGUGCUGGUUGUGAUUGUUAUAGUCUGGAUUCUUCUGAUGGAGAUUGCAACGACCUCCAUUCUAGUCUUCAUCUCGUCUCAGCUGUUGCUCGUAGUGUUCAUGUUUGGAAACACGGCCAAAACAUUGUUCGAAGCCAUGAUCUUCGUGUUUGUGGUGCACCCCUUUGACGUUGGUGAUCGUUGUGUCAUUGAUGGCGUGCAGAUGUCUGUGGAUGAAAUGAAUAUCUUGACAACAAUUUUUCUCAAAGGCAACAAUGAAAAGGUGUACUAUCCUAAUGCAAUCUUGGCUACAAAAGCAAUCAGCAACUAUAACCGGAGCCCAGAGAUGAUGGGUGAUGCUGUCGAGUUUGCUGUCGAUUUCACCACUUCGGUUGAGAGCUUAGCAUCCUUGAGGGCUAAAAUUAAAGGAUAUUUGGAGAGUAAGCCUCAGCAGUGGAGCCCCCAUCACAGUAUGCAAGUGAAAGAGAUUGUGGAUGUGAACAAGAUGAUAAUUGCUCUGUAUGUAACUCAUACAAUAAAUUUCCAGAAUGUUGGAGAGGCGGGAAACCGGAGAUCGGAUCUUGUUGUCGAGCUUAAGAAGAUUCUGGAGGAGCUUGGCAUCAAAUACCGUCUUCUGCCUCAGGAAGUGCAGAUUAGCUAUGUUUAAUCAGCUAUUACUGCAAGGUGAUCCAUUUUUUGUAAGAGUUAGAGAUAGAGAGAAAUGAGUUAGGUUUAUUGUUCUGUGUAAAUGCAUCAACCACAUGUACUAUCAAGUUCAUAAUAUUAUUUAUGAAUUCUCAAGUUCAAAUGCAUUCAUGGCUCAUUCUCUUGAA
Salvia hispanica is the source of this 2508-nucleotide messenger RNA. RefSeq names its product mechanosensitive ion channel protein 10-like. Gene Ontology annotation, biological process: monoatomic anion transport; detection of mechanical stimulus; transmembrane transport. The record is from RefSeq and is a predicted model, not a curated record. NCBI's taxonomy places the organism in Eukaryota, Viridiplantae, Streptophyta, Magnoliopsida, Lamiales, Lamiaceae. Gene Ontology annotation, molecular function: mechanosensitive monoatomic ion channel activity. Gene Ontology annotation, cellular component: plasma membrane.